ACAUCAUGGUGAUGUUGUCUAAUUUUCCAUGUUAAAUCUCCUUUUAAUUCUCUAGGGGGUGGUUUGGAUGAGGGUUUUUAAUUUGAGAGAUUUGGCUCUAAAUCACUCAUUUAAAAUACCUAGAAAUUUAUAUGCAGGAUUUGUUUAAAUUAACUCGUUUGGAAACUAACGAGAGAUUUUAAUAGAGAAACCAGAAAUACAGUUUUGCCCCAUAUGUUCCUCAAACAAACUCCGCCAACAUAACAUUAGAACUCUCGACGUUGAUUGGAAUCGACACCGCCAACAUCGACAUCUGCCUAGCAUCGUUGACUCCCUCCAACAAAGAUGAAGGGAUGUGGGUUGCUUGACGAAUCCCCUAAAUCUGGCCUUUAUCCCCCUUCUAUUGUUUGCAAAAAUAAUAACCCCCAAACAAGCUCUGUAUUUCUACAACGAUUUCACAGUCGUCGAUCAUCGACGAAUCUCUCUACUGAAGAGCAGCAGCUGCGCAAGAACAUAGCAGAAGACAAAAGGCGAUUAUUAUGGUUGUGGGCAGAGAUCAAGUGAGUUGGGUUCUUGAUUCCAUUUUGGAGGAGGAGAAGCGCAAUCGACGACCGCUGAAUUUAGAAACCGAGUUUGAUUAUCGUUGGUGGAGGAAGAAUGAAAAAGGUGCGUUGCUGGAGGAAGAAUGAAGAAGGGUCAAAGAAUGAAGAAGGGUUCGUUGCUGGAGGAGGAAUGAAGAAGGGUUUGCGGAGGAAGAAUAAAGAAGGGUCGUUGCUGGAGGAAGAAUGAAGCAGGGUUGGUGGAGGAAAAAUGAAGAAGGAUUCAAGAAUGAAUAAGGGUAAGUUUUGGAAAAAUGAAUUAAAGAAUGAGAGAUUUCAAAAUAGCUGAUGGUCAUAAGCUAUUUCACAAUCCGACAUAUAUGGGUUUUUGAAAUCUCUAAUGGCCACAGUCCCUAAUUUGUACAGCUCUUUCCAAACGUGUUAUUUGAUUAAAAUCCUUCAUUGUAUGAGAUUGUUUUAAAAUCCCGCAUCACAAUUCUUCAACAAUCCUUCAUCCAAACGACCGCUUAUAUUAUAUUAUAUUAUAUUAUAGAUGUUUCAUAUUAGUUAAAUUUAGUAAUUCUAAUUCUCUUUCUAUUGUCAUAUUUUCUUUUCUACAUCUUUUACUGAAUGCUGUAGCUUUUAUAGUUCAUUUUAUUGCUUGGUUACUUUUCGUCUCUUUUCGUUCUAAAUAUUUUUCAAUUACUGGAAUAUGUUUUAUUCCUUAUGAUUGUGUUCCAUUUAUCUUUCUUUAGUUUUGAUGUAUUGAUGAUCGAUUAGGUUCUAUUUUAACUAUUUCUAAUGGUGCUUCUAAUUAAAUUAGGGUGUUUAAAUAGAUAUUUUAAUAUUAAUUUUAAAUAUUUAUUAUUAUAUUGUAGUAUAUUUAUUAAUUUUCUUAAUAUUCAUUUAUUAUUUUUACUAAUUUAUCUAUUAUAUUGAAAAACUUUAAUUAGCCAUUUUAGUAAUAAUAUGUUUAGAAGGUUUUCUAAUUUUUAUAUGAGAUAAAAACUUGUUGAAAUAUAGUUUGAAUAUUUUUAAAAGUUUUGGGUACCAAAAUGUAAUUAAAAUUUGAAUUUGUAUGGAAAAGUAGAUGGAUACACAUUUUGUUGACUUUAAAGGUACCCGGCGCCCUAUUUAAACUUAAGUGGUAUAUCUACCUCAAUUCUCAAACUUAAGUGAUACGAGGUAUCUUAUCUUUAAUUGGUUCCUCUAAAACAUGUUCCUUUGUUUGCUAGGUUGCAAGUGAACACUUCCCUCAUUUGCUUUGAGAUUCUCUAUUUGGUCAUGAACUUCCUUCAUUUGAGCUUCAUAUAUCUUCUGAAUCAUACUAAGUGUAUGUUGUUUUGAAGUAUUGAGAUUCUCCAUUACAUGUUUGGCCUAUAUUAAAGAAUUCAAAAAUUCUAUUGAACAUUCAUAUAAAGAAUUCAUACCAUUCAUACCAACAUGAAGAGUGUGGUGGUAGAGGUUUUAAUAGAGAUAUGAUUCUUGAUGUUGUGGUUGCAACCAUUUUGUAGGUCAAUAACCUUGUUAUUGAUAUAUGUUUUUGAACUUGUUGCAGUGCUUAUGUUGUGAUUACCCAAUAUAGGCGAUAAACCUAAAAUUGGGUACUUGAGGAGUUAUGUGUUUACUUAUGUACUUAAAAUCUCCUAACCUAUGAGUUUGGUAGUAACAAUAUAUGCAGUAGUACAUGUUAAGAUGGAACGGCUAAUGUGGUAUAUCAACUCACAGUCAGAUUUUGAGGACAAAAUCUUUAAAGGAGGGGAGAAUUAUAACAUCCCGUUCCGGCUAAAUUCGUAUUACGGUCGCUAGAAAAUUUUAAGAUUAAACCUAACAAUUGUUUGAGUUUCGGUGAAACACAUUAAAAGUAUCUAGUCUUUUCUUACAACAUAGUCCCCCAAUUAGCGAGCUUGUAGUGAACGGUUGGUCAAAGAAUUUCUUGAGCUUCUAGUCAGAAGAAUUGGCGUUCGGUGGACCGGAAACCAAAUUAAGCCAGAAUUUUAUAUACAAGUUUCUUACGAUGGGGUAAUAAAUUUUUUAGUUUUAAUCUAUGAAUUUCGAUAAUUAUCUAGGUCGGAGUCGGAAUCGUUGAAUUUAGCUCCAACAAGGGUUUUGAUGUGUUUUUAUCAAGAAUUUGACUCAGAUUCUAGUAUUAACAUUGACGGGGACCCUGCAGGGGAUAUUAAGACAAUCUCGGAUUUUGAUUCUAGGUUUGUUGGUGAAAAUUGAGGUUUUGGUACGGGAGGCUAAAACCAGUGUUUGAACAACCAGAACUGGUGAGGGAUUAACACGGCAUACCGUGUUUGUCGUAUCAUGAUAAUUACAUUUUUGGUUACAAAUGACCUAGGUUAACUAGAAUGGCACAAUUAGGGGGUGUAUGGACUUUUAUGCUAUAUGAUGAACCGUGGACUGCUAGGUGAUAUGAUUGCCUUACUUUAAUUGUUAGGGACCAUUUUUAUGUUGAUAAUUGCAUAUAUAUAUAUAUAUAUACAUAUACAUAUAUAUAGGCACAAAAAGGAAUGCACCAUCUUAGGGUUUAUAGAUUAUGAUUUAGAUAAUUAUGACCUAGGGUUCACUCAUUAAGGGUUAGGGUAUAAUAUCAUACACAAAAAUCCUGGUAAUUCGAGGUCUAGAUAGUGUUUACAUACUCGAGAUAUGCGGUACCCCGGAUUUCACCCGGGGUACCAUAGAAGCCACCACAUAUAUAUAUAUUGCUAUUUGUGGGGUUAACUGUUGAUAUGCCUUAUGUUGAUUUGAGAAGGUGUUUGAUUAUGAGUUUUGUUUUCCGGCGAGAAAACUUGUGUUGAAUCGAAUUGAUUGCACCUUUUACCUCUUUGGACAACGACUAAGACAUGGCUCACUCCUCUUCAAACAAGGUUCGAAUGAGGGUGUUUGAUUGAUGGUGAAAGAAACCUACAUAUUCUAGGUAAAGUUACUCCUACUCCUUUGGAGGUUCAGCGAGACCUCCAUAUAGGCAAGUACGACCAAGGCUGCAUUGUAGAGAAAUGAUAAAGUUAUAGGGUGUCAAAUGGUUGGUUGUGGAUUUGGAGAACCCCUUCUCUGUCAAGUCCUCCUCCUAUUUACAGCCUUGAGGUGGUAACUGUCGUAGAAAAACCGUCUAGAGAGUAAAUUCGGUCUGCAGAGUAACUUCCAAAAAGAACUUCUUCCAUUCUUCCUCGGACAUGGCUGACGUGUCCUUGAACGUGGAAUAAUCGACGGUUGCCCAGUUAACCUCAUGCUUUCUCUUUUGGAAGUGACGUCUUGUUACUUACCUCCCCUUUACCAUGACCAUUCCAAAUCUUACGACGAGGGCCUUCUAAAUCACACGACCGACGUGGUCUACCGAACUCGCGACGAACAUUGUCUAGAUCUCGCGACCAAUGAGGUCUAUCAAACUCCACGCGACAAUGCCCACUCGCGACCAUCGUGGUCUGAUCUCUUCCUCGCAACCCACAUGGUCUAUAAGGUGUUACAUACACCCCCCGGGACUGAAGGCCCUCGUUGAGGUUUGCCCCACCAUCGCGGAGAGGCUCUGAUACCACUUGUAACAUCCCGAACUUUUUCCCGACAAAGAUAUUGUCCGCUUUGGGCCUUAACCCUCAUGGUUUUUGACUUGGGGUGCAAUUCAAGGUGACUUCCCAUAAGGUCACUCAUCCUUGUUGUACUCCACAUUGAGUACUUUUAACUUUGGAGUUCUCACAAGAACUUCUCCAUUUCACCCCAAAAUGCGUCUUAUCAGUUAAAGCCGUUUUCUUACUUAUGAACUAUGAAUCUCUCCCGUUCUUUGUCGAUGUGUGAUUCGCCUAACGUGUUAUAUGUUCAUUAUUAUUUAUUUUUGUUGUUGGUUUUUACUUUUAAGCCCAAAUCUAUUAGGUGCGAGUUAAAGACGACAGACUAUCAACUAACUAGUUAUCUGGUUUUCCAAAGGCUAGAGAUCGGACCCCUUUCAGCCGAAUUAAAUCUCUUCCCUUUUGAAAAGAUUCCAAUUUCUACUUCUGAAGAAAGAGUCUCCCUGACAACCAAAGAUAUGACAUUUAGCACUGAAAUGGAAAAGAGUAUAGUGGUUGGGAAAGCAGCUCUCAUGCAUUUAUGUCAUUACCAGUCUACGUGCUAUACCCACACCAGCAGUCCUCGGGUUAGUAGUUUUUUACCAAUUCUAGUCAACAUUAGAGUAACUUUUAGGUGCACCCGGUUUUGGGUUUCAAUCAAAACCGCCCGGGUUCCAUCCAAUUCCAGAUGCUCCCUGUUUUCUACACCAUAUCCCAGCUUGCUGCGGUUACAUACAAAAGGGAGGAAAAUAAAGCAACAAAAAGCUAAUUACUAGCUUAGCCUAGCAUGAAGAAACCCAGCCUUGUUGAGGUUCUAAUCUUGGCGAUGAUGGUGGCCCUCCUUUCUCUCACGGCAACAAAAUCUGCGGUAGCUGAAGGCGACGACGACGGGAACGGCGACGGUGGAGGCGGCAGUAGUGCUGCUGUUUCCACCUUCACCAACACGUCACCUUCGCCAGGUCAUUCUUCUCGGGAUGCCGAUCGCCCUCCGUUUCCGGAUCCUGUGAUUUGUAUCUGUUUGCUGAUUAAUAUGCUGACUGUCGCGUUGAAGCUUUGGAAGUCAUACGUGUUAGGCGAGUUGUUCUGAUUUGUGGCCGUUAGUUUGGUUCAUGUAGCUUCACAAAGUAGAUGUCCCGCGCUAAACUGCAUUCACCUCUGUCUCUGUCUCUGUUAGUUUGCACUUCAAACCUCAGUGCUUCAUUGUGCAAUUAAUUUUCUUUGUUUCUUCGCUUGUUUUUUUUUUUUUUGAAGCACUCGGCCUGUGUUUUCUGAUUCAAAAAUUGUAGUAUUUGUGUGUUAAUUAAGUAGCUUGUUCACGGGGAUAUCAAGACUCAAGAGUCGUCAUCAAAUUAAGAGAGAUCAAAAGUAAGUGAGGUUGCUAUGAGAACAAACAAGAAGAUAUGGAACCACAAGCCAAGUACAUGCAUUAUCCCUAAUGUGAGUUUAAUUCAUUAAUAACGAUAUGCGUACUAUCUGUGUGCUCAGCUUUAGGGUUCGUUUGCUUAGCUUGUUGGAUUUGGAUCAUGGAUUUGGUACUCAAAUCCCAAGUUUGAUGGAUUUAACAUAAGUCCAUUGUUUGUUGAAGGGUGCUAAAUCUGUGGGGUCCACGAAUUUGGUCUUUAUUUUUGGAACCAAAUCCGUGGACCCCACGGACUUGUAAAUCUCACAUAUCGAUUUGGGAUUUGCAAAUCCUUGAUGGUUAGUUAUUUAUUUAACAAAUCCAUCAUCAAAUCUAUCAUGCAAACAUUAAACUCUUCAAAUUCAUAAUCCAAUAAAUCCAACAUAAAUUCCAAGAUUUUUAUUGGCCAAAACCCUCAUUUUUCAAGCAAACGACCCCUAAAUAUUGUGAUAUGGAAAUAAGGGUAAAGGUAGAGAGAAAUUUAGAGAAAUAUUGAAGUGUGUGUGCGAAAAUGACGAGAGCUUGGAUUUGGAAGGCCUUAGUCUCUAUUUAGGCUUUCAUUGGGCUUUCUGUUGGUCUUUGUAGUGGCUCUGUGCAUUUGGGCCCGUAUGUAUUGAGUAGACUAUAGUUAUGAUACAGGUUCAGUGGCGCGCGUCAUAUCCUACCGGUCCAACAAUUUAGGAUUUUUUCCCGAAUAUACUUGUUUUUAAAAAAAGUUCUCAAAAUAAGUACGUUUUAUGAAAAAUUCCCAAUCUACAUAUGUUUGCUUGAGAAAAAAGCGGUGAAUAUGCAUAAUUGCGAUUGACGGCCGCGGUGAGUAGGGGUGAACAAACACACCCAUAAACCAACCCACCCGUCCAAUCCGACCCAACCCACCUGUAUUUAUUGCUAAAACGAAGGUUUUAGGUUGGGUGAGGGUUUUCUUUUGUACAACCGGCCUCUAUUGGGUUGGGUUUGGAUUUUGGAUUACAAAACCCGUAGAACCCGACCCAACCCGUGUUCCAACUAUUGGUAGGAGUUCGUAUCCAAAAAUAUUUAUGUCAUAUAUAGCCAUACUUAUGCGAAUAUUAAGAUAUUUCGCCAUGUUUUUCUCUCUUGGUCUCCUUAAUCUAAUGCAUUCUUCGGCUUAAAGUUUAGACAUAAAUUUAAUAUAGCUAUGAUUCACGUAAUCCUUUUUCUUGUGUACAAUUUUAAUAGAAUAACGUAUUACGGGUGCAUUCGUUUAUAACCUUUUUAGCCUAUUUCAACAAAUAUCGUGAAAAAAACUAGACAUAUGUUGAAGUAAAUCACAUUUUAUUAAAACUGAAACAACAUUUGUGAAAUUUGAUACCUUUCACCUCGGUUUAUUCGUUUGAAAUUUAGUUAUUUAUACCUUUCCAACAUUUGUGAAAUUUGAUACCUUUCCAACAUGACAGUCCUGACUCAAAGUAGUUUGGAGUUUCGGCAAUGGAUAGCUGACAUGAAGCUAGUUCAUCAUGUUGUGCAGGGUUCUUGGUUGACUUGGUGGAAUAAGCAAGCAACAAACCCAAUAGCUAAGAGGCUUGACAGAUUCCUAGUUAGUGGAGAGUGGCUGGAUAUAUUUACUAAUAGUGUGGCUCGUACUUUAUCUCCUGGAGUAUCAGAUCAUUGUGGAUUGUUGAUGGAUUCUAGUCCAGAAGUUGAGUCUCUUCCGAAGCCUUUCAAAUAUUUCAAAAUGUGGAGGCAACAUCCAAAGUAUGAGGGGCUGGUAUUAGAAGCAUGGGAUGAGGCAACUUCAGGGGCUUAUUAUAAACAGUUUUAUAGGAAGCUAAAGUUUCUUAAGGAUAAAUUGAAAAAGUUGAAUCGAGAGAGCUAUUCUAAGAUCUCUGCUAGAGCGAGAGAGGCUGAGUUGGAGCUGGCUCACAGGCAAUCUGAAGUUUUGCUUCAUCCUAAUGAGGACAAUACUAUUCUUGAAUUGGAGCAAGCUACCAUCUGUAGUGAAUUACUGAAGGCAGAGGAGAGUCUAUAUCGCCAGAAAUCCAGGGUCAGGUAUGUUCAGGAGGGUGAUGCAAAUACAUCAUACUUUCAUCGAUUGGUGAAAGUAAGAAAUCAUAGGCAAUCUAUCAAAAGACUACUGAAGGAUGAUGGUACAGAGGUCACAACAGUAAAGGAAAUGGGGCAGUUGCAGUGGAGUUCUAUCAACAAUUAUUGGGGAACAAAGAUGUAGUUGUACA
Messenger RNA from Linum trigynum, 7654 nucleotides. NCBI's taxonomy places the organism in Eukaryota, Viridiplantae, Streptophyta, Magnoliopsida, Malpighiales, Linaceae. The record is from the annotation of a GenBank genome assembly.